Podarcis raffonei (Aeolian wall lizard) is the source of this 1362-nucleotide messenger RNA. RefSeq names its product keratin, type I cytoskeletal 17-like. Bases 4 to 945 code for a protein of 313 amino acids. Gene Ontology annotation, molecular function: structural molecule activity. The record is from RefSeq and is a predicted model, not a curated record. The transcript has 6 exons. NCBI's taxonomy places the organism in Eukaryota, Metazoa, Chordata, Lepidosauria, Squamata, Lacertidae.
GUCAUGCAGGACCUCAAUGAUCGCUUGGCCAGUUAUAUAGACCAAGUGCGAUGCCUGGAGGCUGAAAAUGCUGAGCUUCAGUCCAAGAUCAGUGAUUUCCAUGCCAAGAACAAGUUGGCUGGUGAAGCGAAGGACUACAGCCUCUAUUACCAGCAGAUUGAGGAGCUUCAAAACCAGAUUGUAUGUACAACGGUGGAGAACAACAGCAUAAUUAUCAAGAUUGACAACAAUCACCUGAACGUUGAAGACAUGAAGCACAAGCUUGAUACUGAGUGUGGCCUUUGUGAGAACGUGGAGGCUGACAUUAAUGGCUUAUACCCCGUUUUGGAUCAAAUGGCUAGCUGUAAGACUGACAUGGAAGCUGAACUGAAGUCACUGCAAGAAGAACUGUCUGGUCUCAAAAAGAACCACAAAGAGGAAUUAAUCUCUUUGCAAAAACUUUGUUCAAGUGAUGUCAACAUGGAAAUCAGUGCCUGCCCCAGUCGAGAUCUGAAGAAAAUCCUGGAGGAGAUAAGAUGCAAGUACGAAGCGACGAUUGACUCAAACCGCAAGGAGGUUGCAGAGUGGUAUGAAGGCAAGCUGGAGGAAGUGAACCAGGAAAUCUGCACCACUAGCAAGGAAGCUGAGGAUGGCAACCAUAAGGCCACUGAGCUGAAACGUCAGCUGCAGGCCUUAGAGCUCGAUCUCCAAGCCCAGCGCAAUCUGAGAGACACACUGCAAGUGUCCUUGGCUGAAGGAGAACAUCGCUACAAUGCUCAACUAGCCGAAAUACAGGAUCGCAUCUCCUGCAUGGAGCAACAGCUGGCAGAGCAACGCUUGGAAAUGGAGGGCCAGGAGCGGGAAUACAAAGAGCUCCUGGAUGUUAAGAACUGGUUGGAGCAAGAGAUCCAGACAUACUGCAGCCUGCUAGAAAAUGUGCCAGGCGAAGUACAUGCCACACCAUGAAGGAACAGCCUAAUUUCUUAUCCCCUACCAUUUCCGUUGCAUGACUAGAUUGGGACUAAGGUUAAUUUCCAGCAAAGGCCAACUAUGUUGAAAUACCUGCAUCUUAAUUCUUGGUUUCAGUUUUUAAUGGCUUCUGGUCAUUUCUACUUCUGAAUAAGGCUGAGCUGAAAGAGAGGGAGAUUUUUGCAAACAUGGAAAAACUCCUUUUGGUAACCUGCAGGGGACUGCAGUGAAAGGGGGAGAAAGUGUUCAGGAAGCAUUGCUCUGUGUCAGCCUUCUGUUGAAGUGAUCAUCUUUCUGCAUUUUUUUGCUUCUGGCACCUAUUCUGCUAAUCCACACAACUUGCUCAUUUUGCUGUUGAAUCAACCCACCUGUUUCUAAUAAAGGCUAAUAAAGGCUUUGCCAGUUGCAACUGAA